GUGUUUGCUGACUGAAUGACCGUCUUGUUACAGAACGAUAGUGGUUAUCAAACGGUGAAGAGGAAAAACGUCCCCUUAAUCGCGGCAGGGAAAGAGAAUAUUUUACCAAACAAGAGAGUUCGUAAGGCGCUGGCACCUUCAUGGAGUUCGACCAGCAUUAACUCCUCCGAUCUCUCAUUUGCUAUCGAAACUCCGAGUAAGUCAUUGGGCGAAGAUAUAUUAUUUUCGACUCCCUCCUCAAUAAUGAAAGAUUCCUUGGUGGGUGUAGCCGGAAUCAUGGAGAUGAGUCAGUCAGGAUCCUCCAAGCGACUGCAUCCAGACAAUGCCCAAUCCCGAGUCCAUGGUCAGCGUAGUGCUGCAGUCAAACGUAUCACCUUCGGGGAGCCUGAUUCACCUCAACCUCCUAAGAUUGACGUGAAAUGGACAAUGGUAGCAUGUGGCGGUACUCAAGAUCAGCUAGAUUUAACGGAAAAAGCACAUCGUUACCUUAGGAGCAACGGCUUAAAACCUCGCUCCCUUAAGUUUUAAACAAUUCAAAGAGCGCCCUUGUACAUAGUUCGCAGUUGACUAAAUAGUAAAGAGUGGCUUAUUUAGUCAAUGUACAAACGAGUAGUGCAAAGUUAGUGUAUGGAUAUUCUAUUAGAUUGAACUAAUCUACAUCACUACGUACUUUAUAAGUGAAUUUUAUAUAUUGCGAAAACUGGUUCUCAAACAUUCAGUAACAUGCACAGUUGUGUACCUACAGUACUAGUCUUUGUGAUGCUUUUUUCUUGAUGAAUAGUAAUUCAAUAGCUGCUAUUAUAUGUAAAUUAAUUACAACAUGAAUUGUACAGUUGAUAAAAUAAUAUAUUUAAUUAUUCACUUUUAGGUAAAUUAACAUUACAUAAAGAAUGAGCGAGAACGAAAGUAUAAAUUUUUUAUGCAGUGUUAGUUAUUGUUGUAUUCAAUAGUGUGACAUAUUUAUGGUAGGAUGUAUAUUCAAAAUUUAUUUGAUAGAUUUGAAUGAAGUGAACGACGAAAUUGUAUUUCUUUCUCCCAAAUUUGUGUUAUUAUUACUCUGAAACGCUUUAAAAGCAAUGUGUUUUGUAUGAGUGUGUGUGUUUGUGCUUUACAUUUUGUAGUAAUAUCACACUAAGGAUGAUUUUUAUCGAUUAUGGAAGCUUUUUAUGUCUCUUGAUGUUAAUUUGAUAUUAUAUUAUUUGAUAUUGAUUCAAAAAUUGAAGAAUAAAAACGAUCCCGUAACAAGUACAACAAACAAAAGCUGUAAAUACAUAUUUUGCUCGAAGAACGUCACUUGCUAAUAAAUUUUUUCUAAAAGA
Photinus pyralis (common eastern firefly) is the source of this 1319-nucleotide messenger RNA. Its product is annotated as myb protein-like. The transcript is spliced from 4 exons. Lineage: Eukaryota; Metazoa; Arthropoda; Insecta; Coleoptera; Lampyridae. The coding region runs from base 16 to 528 and encodes 170 amino acids. The record is from RefSeq and is a predicted model, not a curated record.